This is a messenger RNA of Phytophthora sojae, 636 nucleotides long. RefSeq lists its product as hypothetical. The record is from RefSeq and is a predicted model, not a curated record. Gene Ontology annotation, biological process: tubulin complex assembly; protein folding; microtubule-based process. NCBI's taxonomy places the organism in Eukaryota, Oomycota, Peronosporomycetes, Peronosporales, Peronosporaceae. The transcript has 3 exons. Gene Ontology annotation, molecular function: tubulin binding. Gene Ontology annotation, cellular component: prefoldin complex; cytoplasm. The coding region runs from base 1 to 636 and encodes 211 amino acids.
AUGGCCAGCUCCGCCCCCACGUCCACGGGCCUCGAGAGCCCCGAGGCGCUCGCGCGCCUGAACGCCACCAUCAUGGGCGAGCGCAACCCGCGCGGCAUCCCGUCCGCCGUCUUCGUGGACUCGGUGGAGGCCUUCAUGGACGCGUGCGGCGUCAAAAACAUCGAGCCGCUCGUGGGCGCGCUGCAGCAGAUGUACAGCAAGUACAAGUUCAUGGAGACGAGUCUGCAGAAGAACCGCGAGACGUUCAAGCGCAAGAUCCCGGACACGCAGAAGGACCUGGACAUGGUGCGGCACCUGAUCGCCAAGCGCGACGAGGGCGAGACGCUGCAGACGCAGUUCAAUCUGGCCGACAACGUGUACGCCAAGGCGGCGGUGGACUGCUCCGUGGGCAAGGUCUGCAUCUGGCUGGGCGCGCAGGUCAUGGUCGAGUACCCGUACGAAGACGCCCAGGAUCUGCUGGAGAAGAACGUGGCUUCGGCCACAGAGAAGCUGGGCCAAAUUGAGGAGGAUCUGUCGUUCCUGCGCGACCAGAUCAUCACCACCGAGGUCAACAUCGCGCGCAUAUUUAACCACGACGUGCGUCGCCGCCGCCAGGAGAAGGACGACAAGCUGGUUGCGGAGCUCGAGGCCAAGUGA